CAAUUUUGACUGUGAUCUGUUGCAAGCUCUGCAUAUUCAUCUCCGCAUUCAAAUUGCGGUUUAGUGAAAUUUUAAUCAAACUUUCCUACCUUCGACAUACAUUUUUGGAUCGAUUUUAAUAUUUGAAAAUGAAUACAACCGGCGGCCCGGGCAUAUCUGGAUACAUGCUGUUGUUGGGUGUACAAAUUUUAUUGUUGAUUGUAUACGCUGCAGUCGUUCGAUAUGACGACAGAUUGCUGCCAAACGGAAAAGACGAUAAUGAUACAGAUGAAGAAGACUUAAUCAUUCAGGACGACCAUGUUCCAAGUUAUCCUCAUUUCCAGGACAUUCAUGUCAUGAUUUUUGUCGGUUUUGCAUUUCUCAUGACAUUUUUAAAAAGAUAUGGCUACAGUGCAACGGGAUUUAAUCUAUUCUUUGCUGCCUUAAUCGUUCAAUGGGCUAUCGUUGCAAGAGGCAUAUUUGAUCUCGAAGAUGGACAAAUCAAAUUGUCCUUGGACAAUAUAAUCGGAGCAGACAUUGCAGCUGCUGCUGUACUAAUUAGCAUGGGAGCGAUGCUCGGACGAAUAACACCAAUUCAAUUACUGUUGAUGGGGCUAAUUGAAAUCGUUGUUUUUGCAGCCAACGAACAUUUACAGUUGGAAAUGAUGAGUAUCACUGAUGUUGGUGGUUCAAUAACGGUACACGCGUUCGGUGCCUAUUUCGGUUUGACUGUUAGCUUUAUGUUACGACCGAAAUCAGAUCAUAAUAAUGCCGGUAAAAUGGAAGGGCCGUCAUACGUUUCGGAUCUGUUCGCAAUGAUUGGCACCUUGUUUCUAUGGAUAUUCUGGCCGAGUUUUAAUUCGGCGCUUCUGGAUGGCGUUGACCAGGAACGGGCUAUUCUAAAUACAUACUUAGCGCUAGCAUCUUGUACAGUUACCGCAUUUAUAAUAUCAGCAGUCGUGAGUCACGAUCAUAAGCUUAGUAUGGUACACGUACAAAAUUCAACACUUGCUGGUGGAGUUGCAGUUGGCACUGUUUGUAAUUUAAUGAUUGGACCCCAUGGUGCCAUGUUGAAUGGUAUGAUAGCUGCAUUAGUGUCUGUAGUGGGAUACCGAUAUUUAACGCCAAUUUUAACAUCAAAAUUGCGCCUACACGAUAGUUGUGGAGUCAAUAAUCUACACGGUAUGCCAGCGAUUUUGUCUGCAAUUUUCUCAGCCGUUUACGCUGCAUUAGCGAAAGAAGAGACCUACCACAAUUCCCUGACCACCAUUUUUCCAGCCAUGGAUGCAACCGCUCAUAAUGGAACCUUCGUUAUCGGAGGCUACAGUCGUUCACCACUGACACAAGGGUCGUAUCAAUUACUAGCUGUUGGAUUGACCAUUUUGAUAGCCAUUGUCUCAGGGGCUGUAACAGGGCUCGUGUUAAGGUCACCGUGCAUUCGUAAAUUGGAGAAGCACGAGCAUCAUGAUGACUCGGUUUAUUGGGAGACACCAGACGAUGAUGAGAUUGUUUCUAAUGUUGAACGUUUGAAUUUCAAGGAUUCAUUAUAGGUGCUUGUCGUAGUGUGCAUACAUGUAACACUUUGUAAGAUAAGAGUAAUCAGAGUAAUAAAUAUUGGCUCUUAUCAAU
This is a messenger RNA of Bradysia coprophila, 1608 nucleotides long. Its product is annotated as ammonium transporter Rh type A-like. Gene Ontology annotation, biological process: ammonium transmembrane transport; ammonium homeostasis. The record is from RefSeq and is a predicted model, not a curated record. NCBI's taxonomy places the organism in Eukaryota, Metazoa, Arthropoda, Insecta, Diptera, Sciaridae. Gene Ontology annotation, molecular function: ammonium channel activity. Gene Ontology annotation, cellular component: plasma membrane.